AAGUCAUCAACCCUAAAACCAAAACCAUAAAUAGAACAAAGAACCAACAUACCUCCAACCCACUUCUAGAAUUCAAUAUCAAAAUAGUUGAAUGCACAAAUUUGACUUUUUUCAACCCUACUCUGAAAACAUUUUUUUUUUAAUUUUUUGCUUGUUAGAGCUAGACCCGACCCGACGUCAUUUACCAAGCCCAAGUUUGAAAUGGGUCCCUCCAUUGCUAUCUCUCAAAGCCCCUCUAAAACCCUCAUCUCCCUCUCUAAUUGAAGGGUUUCAUUGUGUGUAGAACGGAGAAGAAGCUCUGAGGGUUUUACACAUUUCCAAAAUCCAUAGCUGUACAUGCAUGCUGCUUACAAGAUUUCCUCGUGACCAACUUGCAUCUUGCUCCUUCUUCAUUGUCCAUUUGUUGUAUCAGAAUAGCAGGAGCCACCAUAAUAUAGGUUUAGUUGCUCUGUGGUUUAGCAACAAAAGAAACUUAUGCACAUGGAAUUUUUCAGAACUGAGAAGCUAUCACAGCCAGAAAAUUUCAGAACCAAGAAAUAGAAGGCUUACUUCCAAUAGUCAUUUUUGUAAUCAUUCCUCUAGGAAAGUUCCGGUCCGUUUUGGUCAUUCUCCCAAAGUGUUAUCUGGUGAGACUUAUUCUGUUCUUCAAUCAAGUGGUUUUCAGCACUGGUUCAAGAACUGGCAAGAACAGAGAAAGCAUAAACUGACAGCAAGCACUUUUGGUGGGGCUGUUGGUUUUUGGCCUCGCCGCAGAGUCCAGCUUUGGUUAGAAAAGUUAGGGGCAAUUAAGCCAUUCAGCGGCAAUCUGGCUACCUGUUGGAGCAACAUUAAAGAAGAGGAAGCACUUGAAAGAUACAAGCUGAUAACAGGAAAUACUGUCUUGUUUCCUGAAUUUCAGGUCUAUGGUAAAAAGAAUCCAGAAGACAAUUGGCUCGCAGCUUCCCCAGAUGGGGUAGUUGAGAGGCUUGUCUAUGGAUUGCAUUCCCGAGGAGUGCUGGAGAUAAAGUGUCCAUUUUUUAAUGGAGAUAAGAGCAUAGCUUCACCUUGGUCUCGAGUCCCCCUUUAUUGUAUUCCCCAAGCUCAGGGUUUAAUGGAGAUAAUGGAUCGGGAUUGGAUGGAUUUCUAUGUUUGGACUCUUAAUGGAAGCAGUUUAUUCAGGCUAUACCGGGAUGUAGAAUAUUGGGAUGUUCUAAAAAUAGCAUUAUCUGACUUCUGGUUUAAGCAUGUUCAACCAGCGAGAGAAUUGUGCAGUGAACAUGUGAUUACUAAUCCUCUCAUUGAAUUGCGAUCACUCAAGCCAGAGCCGAGACAUGAAUUAUGUAGGUACAUUGUUUAUGAAAGCAAACGCAUUGUUGAUAACUCCAAGUAAUUGAUGCGAGAAAUUCAUGGGAAAUUGCAAAACUGAUGCAUACAUUCGUUGAGUUUGGUUUGAUUAGAAGGGGGUAUCCAGAAUUCAGAUAGGGGAAGGCUGUAGAGGAGAAACCCAAUGUAGAAACUUUGAGCUUUUAAAUCUGCGGUCUGAAGCGAAAUGGAAUUUGUACCUGAGUAAUUGAGUACCAUUGUUGAGUAAGUAAAUGUUAAAUCAUUGGAACUGUUGCUUGUUUGAGUUACAAAGACAAUAUAUAUAUUGCCAGAGCAGGGAUAAAUCGUGAUGUUGCAGGAGAGAAUGCCAAAAUACAGUCCAUAACAUGGGUUAUAAGAGGAUGGAAUGCCUUUUCCUCCCUCUAUAGGUUCUUAAAUUUAUGUAACAGCUUCUCCUUCCCAAUGGAAGUUAUUACACACAAGGGAGCUUUAAAUCUAUGAUCUUAUUGGCUGGACUCCAGGAGCUGAGUUCUUGAUUAAUGUCAGGACUUUGCAGACAUAUUGUGCAUUUUCCGAGCAGCUAGCUCCUUCUUGGAAGCUGAGGAGAGAACUUGACAUGGUAGAGGUCUGUCUGAUUAUUGAGAAUUGGAUACAAGUCCACACCCAGGGUCCCAUCUUUGGAAUUAUCAUGAAUUAUGCUUCACUGGCCAUGGAGUUCAUAGUUUCCUACGCACAACUGUGGCAACAAUCAAAAGCUUGGAUUGGGCUUAACUGGUUGAUGGGGUUCAUGGUUUUCUAUUCACGGCUCUGGGCUAAUCAAAAGCUUCUACCACUGCUGUUUUAAGGCAGUUCUGGUUACUUGUGGUGCCAAAUUGGAUGGUCCAGCUGAAAUUUUUCAAAAUUUUUGAAUGACUACCGGCUGUAGUAGGCUGUGCAUCAUUGUCAUUAUAGGGAGAAAAAAAUCCCACGAGGUUCAUGAGAUGGGCCCCUAAAUUCGCUAUCAUCCAGUAUUGAUCAGUUCUUUGAAUUGACUUUGUAGAUUGAAGAGUAAAUUGGGCUUCUCUGGUUGAUGGAGUUCACACAGCCGUGGAGCUAUUACAACUGCUGCUAGACAUCAUUCUGGUUGCUUGUGGUGCCAAAUGGGUUAUAACUCCAUCUAGCUUUUGAAAACUGUCCACUUAUUUGAUAGAUGAAUUGCAUUUUGUUCUGCUCCCCUGUAAUCCCGAACAGCUGUUUCAUGUGCAAAGUGGAUGAAAAUUUGACUGAUCACAUCUUCCUUUAAUGCCCAAACGCAAGCAUUCUAAGGCAGCAAAUUUUUUGGUGGGUUAAUUUCAUAAAGGCCCCCCGAGGUUUGGUGUAAAUACACCCAACCACUAUUGAUUUCAAAUUUCCUCGAUUAGCACC
Messenger RNA from Vitis vinifera (wine grape), 2706 nucleotides. RefSeq lists its product as uncharacterized. The transcript is spliced from 5 exons. The record is from RefSeq and is a predicted model, not a curated record. Lineage: Eukaryota; Viridiplantae; Streptophyta; Magnoliopsida; Vitales; Vitaceae. The coding region runs from base 341 to 1369 and encodes 342 amino acids.